This is a messenger RNA of Camellia sinensis, 3657 nucleotides long. RefSeq names its product ubiquitin carboxyl-terminal hydrolase 9. Gene Ontology annotation, molecular function: cysteine-type deubiquitinase activity. The record is from RefSeq and is a predicted model, not a curated record. Lineage: Eukaryota; Viridiplantae; Streptophyta; Magnoliopsida; Ericales; Theaceae. Gene Ontology annotation, biological process: protein deubiquitination.
AAGUCAAGCCGGUCGUUGAAAAGAUUUUUCUCUGGUGAUGGUUAGGUCCGUCUGAUUGGGAUCCAAAUCAAAGCGUCCUUGUACUUGCAAUCUUCGUUCUUCCCACUUGGCACACAACUUUCUCUCUCGAUCUCGAUAUAUUUGCCUUCCAGACCUUCUCUUUCUUUGCUCUCCCUCGUUGCAACUAGUAGUUGCGUGACGAUCAUGACGAUUCCAGACUCGGGUUAUAUGAUGGAGAAUGGGGCAAUUGGAAUACCUUUUACACCGGAGGAAGAAAAGCGGAUCGUAACAGAGUUAACAAACAAAGCAGAGUCUAAUUUGAGACAUGGCAACUUGUAUUACGUUAUUUCUAAUAGGUGGUUCACAAGCUGGCAGAAAUAUACUGGGCAAGAUGUUGAUGCUUAUUUGUUUGACAAGUAUUCUACUGAUUCUCAGUCUUUUGUUUUGUCAAAGCCAGCAGAUAGACCUGGACCAAUUGAUAAUUCUGAUAUAGUUCUAAAUGCAAAUGACACUGUGGUUGAUGAUCUUGAGCUACACAGAACAUUGGAGGAAGGAUGUGAUUAUGUUUUAGUUCCUCAACUAGUGUGGGAGAAACUUUUUGACUGGUACAAGGGAGGGCCUGCAUUACCAAGGAAAUUGAUUUCACAGGGUGAUGUUAACAAACAAUUCAAUGUGGAGGUUUACCCCUUGUGCCUUAGGUUAAUUGAUUCUAGAGACAACAGCCAAUCAGUUAUCAGCUUGAGUAAAAAGGCAUCUUUACACGAGCUUUAUGAGAGGGUGUAUUCACUUAAACGGAUAGAACCAGGAAAGGCGAAUAUCUGGGACUACUUCAAUAAACGGAAACAUACAAUGCUGAAAGAUUCAAACCAGAUCCUUGAGAAAUCUGAAUUGCAGAUGGAUCAAGAUAUUCUUCUGGAGGUUGAAGUUGAUGGAUUUUGGCCCUCUGGAUUUGGCAUGGAUUCAACAGGAAAUGCAUUGGCUUUGGUUCCAAUAGAACCAUCAAGAUCGUCUGUGACAAUUGCUGGGGGCCCAACUUUGUCCAAUGGUGACUCAACCAGUUUUGAUUCCAAGUUUAAUCAAGGAAAUACAUUAAGUUUGGGUUUUGCAGAUAUGGAAGAUGGUUUUGACAUUUCAAGGACUGCUGUGAAAGCAGAUAAGGGAGGUUUGGCAGGAUUGCAGAAUUUGGGAAAUACUUGUUUUAUGAAUAGUGCUGUUCAGUGUUUAGUCCAUACUCCUCCCCUUGUUGAGUACUUCUUGCAAGAUUACAUUGAUGGGAUCAACAGGCAGAAUCCUUUAGGUUUGCAUGGCGAGCUUGCAAUUGCAUUUGGCGAGUUACUGAGAAAACUCUGGUCUUCUGGGCGGACACCAAUUGCCCCCCGUGCAUUUAAGGGAAAACUUGCUCGAUUUGCUCCCCAGUUUAGUGGGUUCAAUCAGCAUGAUUCUCAAGAACUCCUUGCCUUCUUGCUGGAUGGGCUGCAUGAAGACUUGAAUCGUGUUAAGCAAAAACCAUAUAUUGAGACAAAGGAUUCUGAUGGUCGCCCUGAUGAGGAAGUUGCAGAUGAGUGUUGGAGAAAUCACAAAGCUCGGAAUGACUCCAUAAUUGUGGAUGUUUGCCAAGGCCAAUAUAAAUCAACAUUGGUUUGCCCAAUUUGCAACAAAAUUUCAAUAACAUUCGACCCCUUCAUGUACUUAUCUUUGCCGCUACCUUCUACUCGGACAAUGACAGUAACCGUAUUUUAUGGUGAUGUGAGUGGUCUUCCAACGCAAUACACUGUUACUGUCCUAAAACAUGGCUUCUGUAAAGAUCUCAGUCAGGCUCUGAGUACUGCAUGCUGCUUAAGGAGCGAUGAAAUCCUGUUGCUUGCAGAGGUUUACGAACAUCGAAUAUAUCGAUAUUUAGAGAGCCCUUUGGAACCGUUACGUUCUAUAAAAGAUGAUGAACAUAUUGUAGCCUACAGGCUUCCAAAGCGGGCAGAAUUAACAAGACUAGAGAUAUGUCAUCAAGACUUAGAAAAAUGUUUGUCAGAUAAUUUCAAGGGCAGUGAGAGGAAACUUUUCUUGACACCACUGGUUACCUAUCUGGAGGACCCACAAACUGGAGCUGACAUCGAUCUUGCUAUUAGUAGAGUGUUGUCUCCAUUGAGAAAGAAAACUUAUUUUAGUUCAACUAUUGUUCAUAGUGGCAAGGAAAAUGGCUCUGCUGUGGAAGCUAUUGAUGAAUCAGCAAACAUCUACGCUACCCAUUCUGGACCUGGAAACCAGUCGAUGGACACCUUAGAACUGGAAGAAAUGUCCUGCAGGGAGUUGACCUUUCAGCUCUGCAUAACAGAUAACAGAGGCUUGAACUGCAGGCCUAUUUCAAAGGAUUCACUCAUAAAAACUGGUCAACUGGUUAAAGUUAUGCUGGAUUGGACUGAUAAAGAACACAAAUUAUAUGAUUCCAGCUACUUAAAGGAUGUUCCUGAGGUUCACAAGACCGAGCUUACCGUGAAGAAAACUCGACAAGAAGCUAUCUCUUUAUUUUCAUGCUUGGAUGCAUUUUUAAAGGAGGAACCUUUAGGGCCUGAUGACAUGUGGUAUUGCCCUCGUUGCAAGGAACACAGGCAAGCCACCAAGAAGUUAGACUUGUGGAGGUUGCCAGAUAUACUAGUCUUUCACUUAAAACGGUUCUCAUACAGCCGAUACCUGAAGAACAAACUAGACACCUUUGUGAAUUUCCCGAUUCACAAUCUUGAUUUAAGCAAGUAUGUGAAAUUUAAUGAUGCAUUCGGACAGUCUCAUGUAUAUGAGCUGUAUGCCAUUAGCAACCACUAUGGUGGCCUUGGUGGAGGGCACUACUCUGCUUAUGCUAAGUUAAUUGAUGAUAGCAGAUGGUUUCAUUUUGAUGAUGCCCAUGUAUCACCUGUUAGUGAAGCUGAAGUCAAGACUUCUGCUGCUUAUGUGUUGUUCUACCAAAGAGUUAAAGUCAAACAAAAUGUUGGAUUGGGAGAGCCAUCCCAGGGUCAAAUGAAUUCUUGAAGUCCAUCUCUGGGUGCAUGUUGGUGCAUUUUAAUUUUGCUUUCCAUUGGUUCUUGUGCCUCUGCUUUCUAUAAGAAAGUUGAUCUGAUGUAGAAUUUGGCUGCGAACAGUGUGGUGUUUGUUGUCUUGCAGAGGAAACUUGGUGGGGGCUCUUGGUUGAAGAUGAGAACAGUGGCUCGGGAACAUAAUACCAGGGGCAUGUAUUCAGUCACAUGGCACCUAGGUCAUGGCAAGGGGACUAGCUCUAUUUUUAUUCAAGUUAAAUAUACUUUUUAGAAAGAAAUUUUGGAUGGAUUUGUGGUACACUGAUAGGAUCCUGGAUAUUCUUCUUGUGAAGCCUUCUCUCUCACUUGCAGGUUAUUUAGUCCCCAUUUUUCACAGAAUACUUGUUCUAGCUACCAAGACACUUGUUUUGCUUCCCUUGCCUCCGUAGUUAAUUGGACAAACAGAGGAAAGUUAAAAUGCCAUUGUGCUGCUAUUGAUGUACUCAUUUGUGGUCCUUGUAUGUACUUUUAUGUGCUUGUAUUGGAAGGAAAAUGUUAAUGAUUGCAUAUGAGUUGUUAUUAGUCUUGAUAUAAGGCUAUGUUUGAAUGGCAAGAAUCUUGAAGGGGAUUGAAAAUCUCAUUACUAGUGAUAAAA